AUGGGAUAUCGAUGGGGACAACACCAAGAGCUCCUACGCAAAUUAUAUGUCGAAGAUGGCCAGUCCUUAGAUUCGGUGAUGCACUACAUGAAGGAGACGUAUGACUUUGUACCAUGCAAACGCCGCUAUCAGACCCAAUUUCGAACCUGGGGCUUUAUCAAGAAUAGUCCAGCAGCAAAGAAUGAACAGCUCGUCAGUCGAAUCAAAGAGCUCUGGGAUGCCAAUGUUCGCCAGUCGAUAAUGUUGGACACGUUACACGCCGAAGGCUUUCGCGUAUCAGCCCUCGAUAUUUCCCGUGUCCGUCGGAAGAAUAAGUGGUAUCUCCGCGCACCUCCUCCAGAACUAACGACAGCUACUUCAAAUGAUCGCGUUGGCAUGAAUACAACAAAAACUAGUCGUGGUAUUGGCACACUUCAAAAAGGCGGUGCUCAAGGGGCAUCAAUCCCACCCUUUGAACGAAAAAAGCCGACCAAGCUGUCCAAAAGCUUGCGUUUUCCAUCUCAGGUAUCGACAUCAAUCGCUCAAGAAAGGAUAGGCAUUGAUAAGCCAACAUAUAAAACCAUGCGUGUUGUCUUCAAGCGCAUUUGCAACGACGAUGGCAUUAUUCGAAAGGCGGAGCCGGGGAUUUCUGUAUGGGAGGCGGCCAAGGUUAAGCUGUGUUCUGAAAUACCUCAACUUCAUAUCGCAAUGGCACCAUCAGCAGACGAGGAAGAGAUCAGGCUAAAGCAAAUAUCCCUCGACGUAAUUUGCAUGGAUGUAGCAAAGGGUAUGCGAGUCUCCCAGGCGACGGACACUGUCACAGAGGUCAGAAAUACAUUGGAAAUAAAUCCGGAGGAAUCCAGGCAGAUUCGUUCGAUAUUUAUGGAGAUUUUGGAAGAAGCCAACUUUGGAUGGAAGUCAAAUGCAUCGCCAGAACAGUGGGCAGAGUUGAACAAGCUGUGGGCAUCGCGCUCCCCUCUUGUUGCCAGGAGUGUGGCAUCUCGUGAAGGCGGCCCAGCAGGAGUAUCGGCUAGAACUGCUGCCUUGGAGUCGAUUGCGAUGAACGGACUCAGAAGAUAUCAAGACAGCAAAACUAAACAAACUACGCGAGGUGCUAACGAGGCGCCCUCUUCCUCAGCUACCAAUGCGCCACAGCUGUCGACUACAGUUACGCUUGACACAGAGAUGCCCAGCUUUGGAGAAGAUGCCGGCGAUCUAUCCUUCCCAGAUGUUGUUGCUUCACAGGAUCCGCCAAGACAGACUCGUCGUUCAACGAGAGCCACCACCAACAUGGCGGUAUCACAGCCACUGGCACAACCCAGUCAGCGGCGAAAUCCCCCCAAGCCAGCUAAGCCCACCAGAAGCAAUGUGCCGGCUGCAAUGACUCUGGCAUCUCAUGUCCACCAUACUAUGCAGUCAACCAUGUCGGCAACAAACGAGCAGACAUUCUUCAUGGCCGCGCCUGCGUUCCCGUCUACAGUGUAUCAGCAGACUGACCCUACAUCAACGCUCUUUUACCAGACUCCGGCAGCAUUUGCGGUUUAUUUCCGUCUACAUCCAUCGUCAAGUUUUGCGUCCGCUGCAAGCCUCUGGAUAUCUACGCUGAGAUCCUCAUCUGUUCAUGAUCUACGUGUGGCUGCUGCCGCCAAGUUCCCGGGGACAAUGUGUCUGCGGGUCGAGGGUAUCGUCAAGGACGGGAACGGGGGCGAGAUCCCGCUUCAAAUCAACCAGGACGAUGAGAUGAUGGCGUACAUGGAGCACCUGCAGGGUUCAACGCCUACUUUCAGUGUCCAGCUUGUGUGGAAAACAUCGUAG
Messenger RNA from [Torrubiella] hemipterigena, 1794 nucleotides. Lineage: Eukaryota; Fungi; Ascomycota; Sordariomycetes; Hypocreales; Clavicipitaceae. The record is from the annotation of a GenBank genome assembly.